Salmo salar (Atlantic salmon) is the source of this 4320-nucleotide messenger RNA. NCBI's taxonomy places the organism in Eukaryota, Metazoa, Chordata, Actinopteri, Salmoniformes, Salmonidae. The record is from RefSeq and is a predicted model, not a curated record.
UCUCAUUAAGUCCCUCCCUGGUGUAAAAUCCAGUGAAUCAGUGGUCAGUGCUAAAAUGGAAAGAGAACAAGGGAGAAAGAGGCAGGCAGGCAGCAUUAUUGAAUCAACUAUGCGUUUAGAACUAGUAAACUGUUGAUUGUAAUUGAUAAUCACUGGGAUUAGUUAUUGUCCCCCUAGCUACCAGCAGUGAACAUUAUGUAGGGUAUUUGAAAUGUUGCUCGCCUGCCAAGAACCUUUGUUAGCAGCGACUAAUGAAAAGAAAAUGGGGAUGGGGAAAAGGCAGUAUUCUAAAACAGGCCAUCAUCCUUAUAUCAUUGUGAGGUGGUGGUACGGCAUGGUGUCUGUGGUACGGCAUGGUGUCUGUGGUACGGCAUGGUGAAUCAACAGUGCCGUCUCGUGGCAGCUGCUAGUACUGCUGAUUCUGAUGACGUGUGGGAAACGAAAUAAUCAAAGACAUUUAUGGAAUAGUGAUGUUAAGAUUGAUGUAGUAAGAGCUGUAUAUAGAGAUAUGGUGAUAUAGAGAUACAUUGGUUCUGGGUGUAACACACAGUUCGGUGUGUAAUAUUACAGCUACUGUACACUUCUAUUUCAUCCAGGUCUAUAGUGUUUCAUGUCCAUAGGACUAAGAUAUGUAGGCUACUGUCAGUUAUCCUCACUUGGGCUUCUAGUUUAUUCUAUUCUAUACUGUCAAUUAUCCUCACUGGGGCUUCUAGUCUAUUCUAUUCUAUACUGUCAGUUAUCCUCACUGGGGCUUCUAGUCUAUUCUAUACUAUACUGUCAGUUAUCCUCACUGGGGCUUCUAGUCUAUUCUAUACUGUCAGUUAUCCUCACUGGGGCUUCUAGUCUAUUCUAUUCUAUACUGUCAGUUAUCCUCACUGGGGCUUCUAGUCUAUUCUAUACUGUCAAUUAUCCUCACUUGGGCUUCUAGUCUAUUCUAUACUGUCAAUUAUCCUCACUGGGGCUUCUAGUCUAUUCUAUUCUAUACUGUCAGUUAUCCUCACUGGGGCUUCUAGUCUAUUCUAUUCUAUGCUGUCAGUUAUCCUCACUGGGGCUUCUAGUCUAUUCUAUACUAUACUGUCAGUUAUCCUCACUGGGGCUUCUAGUCUAUUCUAUACUGUCAGUUAUCCUCACUGGGGCUUCUAGUCUAUUCUAUUCUAUACUGUGAAUUAUCCUCACUGGGGCUUCUAGUCUAUUCUAUACUGUCAAUUAUCCUCACUGGGGCUUCUAGUCUAUUCUAUUCUAUACUGUCAGUUAUCCUCACUGGGGCUUCUAGUCUAUUCUAUUCUAUACUGUCAGUUAUCCUCACUGGGGCUUCUAGUCUAUUCUAUUCUAUACUGUCAGUUAUCCUCACUGGGGCUUCUAGUUUAUUCUAUUCUAUACUGUCAGUUAUCUUCACUGGGGCUUCUAGUCUUUUCUAUUCUAUGCUGUCAGUUAUCCUUACUGGAGUUUCCUAAUCUAUUCUAUUGUAUACUGUCAGUUAUCCUCACUAGGGUUUCCUAGUCUAUUCUAGUCUAUUCUAUUCUUCUACCUUGUGCCAUUAUGUUGGUGAGCAAUUGUAAUGUUGUUGCAUUUCUGCCUCAUAUUUGUUGGUGAGUAACAGAACUAUAUGUCCCUUGAUGGUGAAUAACAUAACUAGGUGUUACUUGAUGGUGAGUAACAGAACUAGAUGUUACUUGAUGGUGAAUAACAGAACUAGAUGUCCCUUGAUGGUGAAUAACAGAACUAGAUGUCCCUUGAUGGUGAAUAACAGAACUAGAUGUUCCUUGAUGGUGAAUAACAGAACUAUAUGUCCCUUGAUGGUGAGUAACAGAACUAUAUGUCCCUUGAUGGUGAGUAACAGAACUAUAUGUCCCUUGAUGGUGAGUAACAGAACUAUAUGCCCCUUGAUGGUGAAUAACAGAACUAGAUGUUCCUUGAUGGUGAAUAACAGAACUAGAUGUUACUUGAUGGUGAAUAACAGAACUAUAUGUUCCUUGAUGGUGAGUAACAGAACUAGAUGUUACUUGAUGGUGAAUAACAGAACUAGAUGUUACUUGAUGGUGAAUAACAGAACUAGAUGUUACUUGAUGGUGAAUAACAGAACUAUAUGUUCCUUGAUGGUGAGUAACAGAACUAGAUGUUACUUGAUGGUGAAUAACAGAACUUGAUGUUACUUGAUGGUGAAUAACAGAACUAUAUGUCCCUUGAUGGUGAAUAACAGAACUAGAUGUUACUUGAUGGUGAAUAACAGAACUAGAUGUUACUUGAUGGUGAGUAACAGAACUAUAUGUCCCUUGAUGGUGAAUAACAGAACUAUAUGUCCCUUGAUGGUGAAUAACAGAACUAGAUGUUACUUGAUGGUGAAUAACAGAACUAGAUGUUACUUGAUGGUGAAUAACAGAACUAUAUGUCCCUUGAUGGUGAAUAACAGAACUAGAUGUUACUUGAUGGUGAAUAACAGAACUAGAUGUUACUUGAUGGUGAAUAACAGAACUAUAUGUUACUUGAUGGUGAAUAACAUAAGUAUAUGUCCCUUGAUGGUGAGUAACAGAACUAUAUGUCCCUUGAUGGUGAGUAACAGAAAUAUAUAUCCCUUGAUGGUGAGUAACAGAAAUAUAUAUCCCUUGAUGGUGAGUAACAGAACUAUAUGUCCCUUGAUGGUGAGUAACAGAAAUAUAUAUCCCUUGAUGGUGAAUAACAGAACUAUAUGUCCCUUGAUGGUGAAUAACAGAACUAUAUGUCCCUUGAUGGUGAAUAACAGAACUAUAUGUCCCUUGAUGGUGAAUAACAGAACUGUAUGUCCCUUGAUGGUGAGUAACAGAAAUAUAUGUCCCUUGAUGGUGAAUAACAGAACUAUAUGUCCCUUGAUGGUGAGUAACAGAACUAUAUGUCCCUUGAUGGUGAGUAACAGACAUAUAUGUCCCUUGAUGGUGAAUAACAUAACUAUAUGUCCCUUGAUGGUGAGCAACAGAACUAUAUGUCCCUUGAUGGUGAGCAACAGAACUAUAUUGUUCUUGAUGGUGAGUAACAGAACUAUAUGCCCCUUGAUGUUGAGUAACAGAACUAUAUGUCCCUUGAUGGUGAGUAACAGAACUAUAUGUCCCUUGAUGGUGAAUAACAGAACUAUAUGUCCCUUGAUGGUGAAUAACAGAACUAUAUGUUCCUUGAUGGUGAGCAACAGAACUAUAUGUCCCUUGAUGGUGAAUAACAGAACUAUAUGUCCCUUGAUGGUGAGUAACAGAACUAUAUGUCCCUUGAUGGUGAGUAACAGAAAUAUAUGUCCCUUGAUGGUGAAUAACAUAACUAUAUGUCCCUUGAUUGUGAGUAACAGAACUAUAUGUCCCUUGAUGGUGGGUAACAGACAUAUAUGUCCCUUGAUGGUGAAUAACAUAACUAUAUGUCCCUUGAUGGUGAGCAACAGAACUAUAUGUCCCUUGAUGGUGAGCAACAGAACUAUAUUGUUCUUGAUGGUGAGUAACAGAACUAUAUGUCCCUUGAUGUUGAGUAACAGAACUAUAUGUCCCUUGAUGGUGAGUAACAGAACUAUAUGUCCCUUGAUGUUGAGUAACAUAACUAUAUAUCCCUUGAUGGUGAGUAACAGAACUAUAUGUCCCUUGAUGGUGAAUAACAGAACUAUAUGUCCCUUGAUGGUGAAUAACAGAACUAUAUGUCCCUUGAUGGUGAGCAACAGAACUAUAUGUCCCUUGAUGGUGAGCAACAGAACUAUAAUUUUCUUGAUGGUGAGUAACAGAACUAUAUUUGUCUUGAUGGUGAGUAACAAAACGAUAUGUUCCUUGAUGGUGAGCAACGAACUGUAACAGUUUGUAUAUUGCUUUUUAUUUUCCUCUGUAGCCAUCAACAUCACCCGGGCCAGGUUCAGUGGGAAUGAUGAGUUUGGGUACACCUCGUUCAUAGCAUACUCCUCCAUCCCCAGUCUCAGUGUCUACUACGAGUUCCAACUGAAACUAACGUUCGCCGACAGCGUCUCAGCGCUGAAGGACAACCUCAUCCUCUUCUCUGGACAGAAAGGACAGGGCAUUGAUGGAGAUGACUUCUUAGUUCUGGGGGUUCGGAAUGGCAGAAUUGUUCACAAGUUCAACCUUGGAUCUGGUGUGGGAACCAUGGUCAGCGACCGGCUGAACCGUGAGAUCGAUAUCCACACUGUGAACUUUGGCAGAUCUCGGAGAACAGGAUGGUUAAAGGUGGACAGACAGAGAAACAGGACAGGCUCUUCUCCAGGCCACCUGGCAGGUCUCAACGCGCUAAGCCAAGUCUUUGUAGGAGGAUAUAAUGAAUAUACUCCUGAACUACUGCCCCUCGGAUCCAGGUUUCGCAAUGGCU